This is a messenger RNA of Bombyx mandarina (wild silkworm), 425 nucleotides long. RefSeq names its product keratin-associated protein 5-5-like. NCBI's taxonomy places the organism in Eukaryota, Metazoa, Arthropoda, Insecta, Lepidoptera, Bombycidae. The record is from RefSeq and is a predicted model, not a curated record.
CGUUCGAGAUUUGUCAAUGGAAGACUGCGGCUCCGGUGAGGAAUACUUGUCGUGCGGCUGGUGCGAGCCCAGCUGCUCUGAGCCGACGCCUUCGUGCCCUCCAGGAGUUUGCACUCGAGGAUGCCUCUGCCGUCCACCGCUCAUAAGACACAAGAGCGGACGCUGUAUACAUGAGAAGGACUGUCUUGCACAAAAUUGUCUAGAUCCAAACGAGGAGUAUGUCUGUCGGUACGGAUGCGAGCCAAGCUGCGACAGUCGUCCUUGUACAAAGCGACCCAGACGAUGUUCUCUGGGCUGCUAUUGCAAGCCAGGACUUGUGCGUCAUAAUCACACUAAGCGAUGCAUCAAACGCGAACAUUGUAGCUCCAUCGAUACAAUAAAAAAAACUGUAAAUUAAUAAAAAUUGUUUUACGCUUUUAUGCUUA